CCUUUGCUUUCUUGAAUCUUUUUUCCGACUCUUUGCAGUUACUUUAACUUAACAUGUCAAUCACAUCUUGUUUUCUUCUUUUACUUCUAUGCCUUUCUGUGCAUGCAAGUAGUGCUCGUCGCCUUGGUGCAGUUGACAAUAAGAGGCUUGAAAAGAAACUUCACUUCUCCAUCAAGAAGAACACGUCAAUUGUAGUACAAGUGAAAUCUACCUCGUCAAAAGAACUCGGAUCCAUCAAAGAAGACAGCAUCGAGGAGUCUCAUGCAGAUGAUGACACUCAAAAGCUAGAAGCUGCUGCUGAUGACAAUCUUAAAGAAAAUGAGAGAGAAAAAACUUCAGGUGCAGUUCGAGCAAACAAGUCUAAUGUUUCAGUUUCAUGGCGGGUGCCUCAUAGGAAACAUGGUGAAAAACAUCCUGGUUUUAACCUGGAUUACUCACCACCAAAGACACACCCUCCUUCUCACAACUGAGCUCAAGAAUUGAUCAUCUUUUUGAAUGUCCAGAGAGUUCCAGAAACCAAGGUAAAUACCAGCAUCAUUGUAAAAUAUAGAGCCUCAAAACCUUAGGGCUCAAAAAUGUUCAUCUUUCCCCAGCAUAGGCAUAACAAGUUAUAUACUAUGACUAUAUAACAUAGGCUGAUGGAUCAAAAAAUGAGUUACGAGGCCUUUUUUUCCCUCCUAUUUUGAUGUACAUUGAUCCUGGAUCAUAUAUAUGUUUCUCAGUGAGAAAUAUAUCUGCCUCAUUCAUCUUUUCUUUUGGUAACCAGCAAGCGUGUUAACCUGCAAACCCUG
Messenger RNA from Theobroma umbraticum, 791 nucleotides. RefSeq lists its product as uncharacterized. Lineage: Eukaryota; Viridiplantae; Streptophyta; Magnoliopsida; Malvales; Malvaceae. The record is from RefSeq and is a predicted model, not a curated record.